AAGCUGCCAUUGAAGCUCAAGCCGUUUUAAGGCUUGUGUCAAGGGUUUUUGGCAGGACUCACAGGUAGCUGUGUAUCUUUCCAGCAAUUGAAGCAACGGAGGAUUGUCGAAUAUGAUACGCCUCCUUGUGGUGCCCUCGAAGUUUCUCCUCUUGCUAGGAAUCUUCGAAUGUGGCCACACCUACAAAUUCUCAGAGCAUCGUCAGGAGCGUCAGCCCAACAACAGCUACGGAGCUGUGAACGUCACGCAGGCCAUGAAGGUGCCUCUCUACAAAGAGUUGUCUGCUGCAUUGCCCCUGGUGAUUCGAAACCUCACGAACUACAGUGGCCUCAUCAAUGACAAGGGAGCUCCACCCAAUCCGAAUAUCACUUACCAUUUCGGCGAACUGGAGAAUGAUUUGGCUAUGUUAUCAGACAAGGUCAGUGGCUUCUAUGCCGUCUUACAUGAGAUGUUGCCGGAUGGCAGUGGACCAUUUCUGUGCCCUUUGAACAAGCAGAGUCAUAUCAAGGAGUGCCUUUUGAUGGCCACAUGCCUCUUGGAAUAUCACGUGCCCGAAGAAAUCGAACUCGCUGCAUUCACCACCUACAUGGAGAUGACGCAGCGUUUCAUAGAUGUUGGUUGGACUGUAUUGAAGAGUGGUUUGCUGAUGGAAGAGCCCUCUCCGAUCUUGAACAUGGAUGCUGUACCUCCCAAGAAGUACCAGUGCGAUCUGCUGAAGCAUGAGAAGGUGACCCCAUCCACUGCUCAUUCCAUGCUUCAAGUGGAGUCAUCAGAGUCGGAGUUUGAGUCGGAUGGGGCGACUCUUGCGAUGUCCUCAGCGCUAAUCCAAGCCUCCCAGGCCAGUUUCCAGAUCUUAGAUUCACAUCAAGUUGGCAGCUCAGUUGAUGCCACCAUCUUGAAACUACACGAGCUUUGGAUGCCAAUUUGCAAACAUUUGAAUUGCAACCAUAGCAGCUUUUGGGACUUGCACUAUGCCUCAUAUCGGCAAACGGCCUCUUUGCUCGAGCUGAAGUCGGGCUAUGCAGCGCGACGUGCCAUGCGCCGCGAGGUCCAACAUCGUGUGAAGUUGGAGAAGAGGUUCGGUGAGUUUGUCUCAGAAAACCAUGAAUAUUACUCCAGGCUUUACAAUGGAACGCACUUCCCUCCUGGCCGGCGAUUUGUUGAUUCGAACUUCAUCCAGGCUUCCUCAAGAGGAGAAUCCAUGAUCGGCCACAUGAGGGAUUUCGCAAAUGAAAUCAGCACUGAGGAGAGCAGGGCCAUCAGGUUGUUCGACCACGUGGAGUAUCGCAAGUUCCAGAAGGACAGGCACGGACGCCGUCCAGUCUCCCUAUUGCAGGAUGAGAACGAAGAGAACGAAGAGAAUGAGGAGAAUGAAGAGCAAGAAGACAGCGAGGAAGAUGAAGACGAAGAUGAAGAUGAAGACAAGGAAGUGGCUAUAGACGAUGCAGAAGAUGUGGGCUCCAAGGAUAUGGAAGGUGUCCCAGCACUGGUGGAGGAAGACAAUGUCUUGGAAGAUGGAACUGAAGAUGACAAAGGCAGCAGGAGGCGCAGGAGGAGACGAUCAAGGAGGCGAGCCCGCAGGAGAUGGAUCGGUGGAAGGAGACGUCGCAGACGCCGCAGAAGAAUUUUCGACGUGAUCGCAAAUGUGGUCGAGGACGUCGCGGCGUUCAUGGAAAGUAUCACGGGGUGCUUGGGCUAUGCCAUCGAGUUUGCGAGCACAGGCUACGAUUAUGAGGUUGUUCCAGGUGCCGUGUCGAUCUCUCUUGGGCUCUCCGCUGGAGCAAGGCAAGCACUCGAAGAUCUCAUCUCCAAACGGUCUCCGACAUUGGCAAUUUCGAUGGACUUCGGUUUUGCCGUGGGCGUGACCAAGAAACUCCUCUGGUCGGGAACCGGCUUGGGAGGAUCCGUGACCUGUGAGGUUGGAGCAAGCUGCGAGGCCUAUAUCACAGUGGCUGUCAUCGGCAGUGUCAAUAUCCCCACUCAAUCUGCCGCUUGCCCCAUGGGCCCAACCUGGGGCGCAGCCACUUGCGCCCAGUGCUUCGGGGGCGGGAUCUCUUCCAUGUGCUGCAACAUGGGCUUCAAGGGGGGUUCCAACGAUUGCCGCUGAUGCAGAGACAACAUGCUGAGACCAGGCGGCGCAGCAGCCUUGAAGCGGACGUAGACUGUGGAGCUGCACUGGCGCCUGAAAAAGCAGAGCAGAGCUGCCCAGCAGUUC
Messenger RNA from Cladocopium goreaui, 2215 nucleotides. The record is from the annotation of a GenBank genome assembly. NCBI's taxonomy places the organism in Eukaryota, Dinophyceae, Suessiales, Symbiodiniaceae.